AUGUCUCUCAUUGACCUACGAGAUCCCCCAACCACUCCAUCCGAACCCCCACCCUCCUACGACGAUGUCUCGAAGCCAACUCUCAAUAACACGCUGCCAACACCCUCUCUACGACCACACGUCCGAAGCCUGAGCCAAAUCCAAAUCCAAGGGCGACCCCCUCCGCCUCCGCUAAAUCUAGACGCUUUAAAUCAGCUCAGAGGCCGAAGAGUGAUACUCGCCUCCACCUCCCCACGGCGGAAGAUCCUCAUAGCUCUACUCGGCUUCAAAGACGCCGAAUGCAUCCCCUCCCAAUUCGCCGAAGACCUCUCCAAAAGCUCCCUCUCGCCCUUCGAAUACGUGCAGCAGACCGCCGAAGCCAAAGCCAUGGAGGUGUACCGGCGCGAGAUCGACUCGCCCAAGGGCGAGCCCGGCAUCAUCCUCGCCGCCGACACCAUCGUCGUCAGCCACGCGGGCAUCAUCAUGGAGAAGCCGCGCAGCGAGGCCGAGCAUGUGCGCAUGCUGACGACGCUGCGCGACGAGGGCCCGCACCGCGUCUACACGGCCGUGACGGCGAUGCGGCCGCUGGAGAACGCAAUUGAUCCGGGCUAUGUGUGUCGGACGCAUGUGGAGGAGACGGUUGUCAAGUUUGAUGCUGCUGUCUCCGACGAACUGAUCCUCGCCUACGUCAAAACGCGCGAAGGCGCCGACAAAGCCGGCGGCUACGGCCUGCAAGGCACGGGCUCCGUGCUCGUCGAGCGCAUCGAGGGCUCCCACGACAACGUCAUCGGGCUGCCGCUGCGCUCGACGCUGCGGCUCAUCGAGCUGAUCAUGCAGCCGGAAGACGAGCUGGACGACACGUAUGUGAAUAGUGACGACGACGAGGCUUGA
Mytilinidion resinicola is the source of this 870-nucleotide messenger RNA. Its product is annotated as Maf-domain-containing protein. The record is from RefSeq and is a predicted model, not a curated record. Gene Ontology annotation, molecular function: nucleoside triphosphate diphosphatase activity. NCBI's taxonomy places the organism in Eukaryota, Fungi, Ascomycota, Dothideomycetes, Mytilinidiales, Mytilinidiaceae. The transcript is spliced from 3 exons. Bases 1 to 870 code for a protein of 289 amino acids.